AUGGCUAACAAAGAUAGGCGAUUUUGUGUUUCAUGGUAUAAUGAGCAUCCUAGUUGGUUGGAAUACAGUAUAGAAAAAGAUGCUGUAUUUUGCUUUUACUGUUAUCUUUUCAGCUCAAGUGGUGGUUCAUUUGUUAAUGGUGGAUUCUCAAAUUGGAAAAGGAAAGAGAUUAUCAGAAAACAUGUUGGGGCAUCAAAUAGUGCACACAAUCAUGCUCGGGUCCUGUAUGAAUCAUUUAAGAAUCAAGAACAAAGCAUUCAAUCUUGUCUGUUUAAGCAAUCGCUUCAAACUCGAACAGAGUAUCGAAUUCGCUUGAAUGCUUCAAUUGAUUGUGUUCGAUUUCUUCUACGACAAGGGUUGGCCUUUCGUGGACAUGAUGAAUCUGACGAUUCAAACAAUCAAGGGAACUUUCUUGAACUAUUACAUUGGUUGUGUGAUCACAAUACUGAGAUUAAGGCUGUUGCUUUGACGAAUGCACCUGAAAAUCUCAAAUUAACAUCACCUAGAGUUCAAAAAGAUAUUGUGAGUGCUAUUGCUUCUGAAAUUCUAAACGUGAUUAUUAAAGAUAUGGGUAAUGGCUUGUUUUCUAUUUUAGUUGAUGAAUCUCGAGACAUUUCGGUUAAGGAGCAAAUGUCAGUUGUCAUUCGGUAUGUGAAGAAUGGGCGUGUAUUGGAACAUUUUAUCGGUGUUAUACAUGUUUCGAGUACCACAGCUGUCUCACUUAAGGCUGGUAUUGAUCAAUUAUUUUCCACACAUAGUUUAAGUAUAUCUAAUUUGAGAGGUCAGGGAUACGAUGGAGCUAGCAAUAUGAGAGGUGAGUAUAAUGGUCUCAAAACACUUAUUUUGAAAGAAAAUUCAAGUGCUUACUACAUUCACUGCUUUGCUCAUCAACUUCAACUUGCUCUUGUAGCUGUGGCACAGAAACAUCCAAAGAUUGAAACUUUUUUUACUUCAGUACACAGAUUGGUUAAUGUUGUAGGAGGAUCAGCUAAACGAAAUGAUCUUAUUCGAGAGAAACAAAGACUGAAUAUUCUUGAAUCACUUAAUGUUGGUGAAAUAUCAAGUGGACGGGGUCUCAAUCAAGAAACUACUCUUAAGCGUUCUGGUGAUACACGUUGGGGAUCUCACUACAGUUGCUUAAUUAACCUGAUUCUCAUGUUCUCAACCAUAGUUGAUAUUGUUGAGAUGAUUGCUACUGACACUACAAGUUCUGGAACAAGAGGUGAUGCGUGUAUUUUAUUGGAAUUGAUGUUAAAAUUUGAAUUUGUUUUUAAUCUACAUCUCAUGAGAAAGAUCUUGGGAAUUUCAAAUGAAUUGUCGAAAGCAUUACAAAGAAAAGAUCAAGAUAUUAUCAAUGCUAUGAGAUUGGUGCAAUUAUGUAAAGCACAGCUCCAAACCAUGAGAGAUGAUGGAUGGGAUUCUUUUUUUGGAAUGGUUUGUUCGUUUUGUGAAGCUCAUGAGAUAAAUGUUCCCAAUAUGGAUGAUAUGUUCAUAACUCUAGGUCGUUCACGACGUGAUACGGUGACAAAUUUGCAUCAUUUUCGUGUGGAAAUGUUUUAUGCCAUCAUUGACAUGCAACUUCAAGAGCUGAAUGAUCGUUUUUCUGAGCUAAACAGUGACUUGCUCCUUUGUGUUGCGUGUUUAUGUCCAAAUAAUUCAUUUGCUGCUUUUGACAAGAACAAAGUGAUUCGACUAUGUCAGUAUUAUCCCGGAGAUUUUGAUGCGACAGCUAUUUUGGAACUCGAAGAUCAACUAGAUACAUAUAUUUUUGACAUGCGCAUUGACGAAGAUUUUAAAGAAUUAUAA
Molecule: messenger RNA, 1806 nt
Organism: Olea europaea var. sylvestris
Lineage: Eukaryota; Viridiplantae; Streptophyta; Magnoliopsida; Lamiales; Oleaceae
Product: zinc finger MYM-type protein 1-like
Exons: 1
Coding region: 1-1806 (601 amino acids)
Source: RefSeq, a predicted model, not a curated record